Molecule: messenger RNA, 3396 nt
Organism: Trichosporon asahii var. asahii CBS 2479
Lineage: Eukaryota; Fungi; Basidiomycota; Tremellomycetes; Trichosporonales; Trichosporonaceae
Exons: 3
Coding region: 1-3396 (1131 amino acids)
Biological process (GO): protein secretion
Source: RefSeq, a predicted model, not a curated record
AUGUCCGAGCCCGACGCAGUGAACCUGAAGACGCUGCUGUCGAGUGCGAAGGCGCUGCUGAAACCGCCGCAGCCGCUGCCAAGCUCUCCUCCGGCACUGCUCGAACGUCUGCGGUCUUCCUCCGAGCUGCUCCCGAGCUGGCGAAGUAAGCCUGGAUGGGGGGAAGACGAUGAGCUCGACGAGAUUGGCGAUGAUGACGACUCGGACAAGGACAAGCGCAAGGCGCGUCGUGACGCUCUUGUUCAGCUUGUGGGCAAGCGCAGUCUCGACAUCGUCGUCGGCAUGCAGGAGUGGCUCGAGAAGGAGUUCUGGCCCUUAGAGGCGCGGGGCGGAUUGGACGCGAAGGAGUUCCUUCUUGGCACGGCGGACCUCAGGUUGUUGCGCCUGCUGCUUGCCCACGCCGUAGCGAGCUACCUCCUCUCCCUGACAACAGAAUACAUCGCCGGCCUGCCUUCUCGAGCGCCGACGAACCCCGCCUUCCCCGAGUGCGUCCGGACACUCCUCGGCCUACUCGUCGUGAAGCCACCGCCGGGAGCCAGCUCAAGCUCGAGCUCGUACUCCACUCCACCAACGACCAUCACCACGACGCUCAUCAGCGUGCACUUGACACCGAUCGUGCUGGCGAGCGUGACGCUGGCAUGGACGCCGACGGUACCUCCACCGACGUAUGCGCCUAUCCGCACCCAGCUUCUGUCCGUCCUCGCCGAGCUAUCGCCAACGCAAUCUCUCGGUGCGCUGGGCACGGCGCUGAAGUUCGUGCAGGCAGGCAAGAACCGUCCGCCGAAGGCUUGGAUCCGCCGAUACCCGGCGUACGUCGAGAGUGCGCUCAGUGCCUUGAUGAGCGGACAGCUGCAACGGCCGGGCGGUGUUCGCGGCAUUAUCGAAAACGUCCUUGGAGAGGCUGGCAACAUGAUCGGUCCCGAGGCUGUCGACGCGCAGAAGCUGGACCAGAUCGUCGGUCUACUGGCUCGCCCGCCGCGAGGUGCUUCGGAGGAGCAGUACAUCCCCGCCCUGAUGGAGAGGCUAAUGGAGCUCGUCGCGCCUGAAAGCGCAGCGCACCCCAUCGUCUUCACCCACGCGGCGGCUUACAUUGUCUACCGGCUGUGGUACACGAACCCGAUCGCGAAGAACUGGCUCGACCACCACCUGCACGAUCCCUUCUUGAACCCGGGGCCCGGGGAUGGUGUGCUGGUGCUGCCGAACCAGGUCGCGCGCAAUGUUCAGGCUUUGGGACAGCUGAUGCUGCAUGCCCCGCCAAACACGGACUUUGUCGACUUCAUUAUGCGUUCCAUUCUCCCGCCAAUCUUUGCGCUGUAUGACGCCCUCUCUCCCAGCGGUACCAGUAUCGAGAAGGCGAAGAUGAGCGGACUGCUCGAGGACGUCAGCACGCUGUUGACGAGCUGGGGCAAGUUGGCCUCUGAGGCUGACGGUGUGGCCGGUCUGUGGUCGAUCGUGACUGGUGGCCGCGGUUGGCCGGCGUCCGAGGACGGCACGCAGCUGGCAUGGCGGCCAGAGGGCGACAGUGCCGCCCUGGUGCGCGGAUACCCCGCCGAGCUGGAAGCGGGAAUGGACGUGGACGAGCCAAUUCGCACGGCAGGCGAGGACCUCGGCGAAGACGCUCUCCUGAACCAGCUGAACUUGGCGCCGAAUCCCGCCCGCUUUGCCCAGUUCCUGAAGCGGCUUGACCGGAAGGAUCUGUCGAGUGCCAUUCUGCUGAAGGUCCUCAACGCCUGGCGCGUGCGCUACGCGGCCGGCACCGACCCACUCGAGAGUCUGCUGUAUCUGAAGCUAACGCUGGAGAUGAUCGAGACUCUGGGGCCGGACAAGAUCAUGGCUGACGCCGGUAACGUGCUCUCCUUCGUCGAGGCCGUGCUCGGCGACGAGGCGAAGGCUGCGAAGCAGACUCAGGCCUCGGCUACUGAGGAGAAGAAGCCUAAGGGCCCUCUCAUCCAGGAGAUAGACGAGGGUGACGGAGAUGCCAAGAUGGACGGAGACGAAGAAGAGCUGCCAGAGCUCACGGAGGAGGGUGUGGCGCAGCUCGGCCUCGUGGAGACGAGUAUUUCGCUCCUGAUCGCCGCGUUGGAGAAGGAUGAGAAUAUGAACCAUGCCACUGCGCGCAUUUUGCACCCGAUCAACGACCAUCUCGAGGUACUCUCAGAGUCUUCUCCCUCAUCCAGCGUGCGCCGCUUGGCGCGAGAGGCGCUUCUCCUUCUGCUUCUGCGGCGCAGCCAAGCUCUCUCCGUCGGUGACUCUUCGAACACCACGGACGCUCCCGCGGACGAUUCGGGAAAGAAGGUCGAGGCAUCGGGCACGAGGGCAACGUACCAGCGCGCGCUGACGCUGCUGUCCGACCCCGUCGUCCCCGUCCGCGCGCAUGGCCUCCAGCUGCUGGCUGACCUGACAAAGUCGCCCGACUAUGAUCCAGCCCUGACCCCGGGCAUUAUGGAUGCGUUCAUGGGCGCAAUCCAAGACUCGGACAGCUACAUCUACCUGCACGCCGUGACGGGUCUGGUGGAGAUGUGUAACAACCUCGGCGCGCCCAUCUUCCGCUCCCUCGUGAACGCGUAUUGUCCUGGCGGAGAAUUGAGCGGAGAUAGGCUGGACAAGGCGCUGCGCGUGGGUGAGGUGCUCGGCAUGGUGAUUGAGCGGAGCGGGAAGGCGUUCGCUGCUAACGCCGAUACCAUUGUCCCCCGCCUUAUGCGGAUGUAUCCCGACGCCUCGCUCCCGACUGUCCUCCGCUCCUCGGCGCUGUCGCUCCUCUCGACCGCCGUGGAGUCCUCCCAUCUAGCCAUGCUGCCAUGGAUGGACGAGCUCGUGUCUGGCUGUCUGGACCUGAUCCAGCUCGAGUCCGUGACGGGCGGAAAAUCUGCUCCGGAGCCCGAAGAACCCGAGAUGAAGACUACCACACUGCGGGAGAAACUGAACCCCAAGAUCCAGCUCGUGGACGACGAAGAGGUCGAGGAGGAGAAGCCCAAGGAUGAGAAGCCUCGUAUUGUCGACGCGGAGCCGACGAAAACGAACGACUCUAAGCACCCUGCAUUGAGGCGUGCGGCCGUCUACCUCCUCGGUCUGCUCGUUGCGGCCCUGAUCGAGGCGGCGAUGGAAGAACCAGCUCCGGAGACAGAGUUCAAGAUGCGUCUUCCGGGCCAGACUGACAUUUCUGCCGACAUCCGGGCGUCUGGCCAAAAAGGACAGCAACAGCAGCAGGUGGACGCUGGCGCGAUCAAUCCGCGGACCAUUGAUCGCGCGGUCAACAUUCUCAGAUACGUUGCCAGCGUCGACGAUGACGACGUCGUCCGCGGGCAGAGUGCCGAGGUCGUCGCUCUACUCGAACGGCUCAAGAUGGUCCAGGUCACCAUGGGGAUUGCGUCGGGAUCCAGGCCGCUGCUCAUGUAA